AUUUUCUGCUACUCCCACAUAAACUCAUUUCCGCUCCCCACCUUUCGCUGAUAUUCUCAUAUCCUGCACCAUACAAACCUCCUACAAGCCUCUUUGAUACAAGCCUCGCUGCAGUAUCUUCUUCCCAUCAUGAAGCUUCUACAACACUACGGUAUUAUGGUCGUGCUCUCCACAUUCGCCACUGGGCUCGCAAUCCCAGCCAAAAUUGCUGCACGUCCAGUUCCAAGCUAUGAUACUCCAAAGUCGUAUGAUAAAAUAACUUCAUACGAUAAGCCCACCAGUUAUGAGACCAAGUCAUACGACAAACCAGCCAACUACGAGGUCAAAUCGUACAGCAAACCCUCUUCGUAUGAGAAGCCAUCUUCAUAUGAGAAGCCAUCUUCAUAUGAGAAGCCAUCUUCAUACGACAAACCAGCCAACUACGAGGUCAAAUCGUACAGCAAACCCUCUUCGUAUGAGAAGCCAUCUUCAUAUGUGAGGCCAUCUUCGUAUGAACAGCCAUCUUCAUACGAGAAACCGUCUUCAUACGACAAGCCUGCUAUUUACGAGAAGAGGGAGUACAGUCAUCCCCACUUCGGUCACUAGACCGUUAAGUAGUUGGCAACUUCGCGGAACGAUUCAGACCCAGGUUAGUGUAGAUUGUCUGGACCUCGCGACCUCGAAGCAAGCAACCUAAUCCGUGACCAGGGUUCAAAAGUGGAGAACUGGGACAUCGCGCAGUUGUGGAUCAAGUAGAACUGUAGGGGGGCUGAGGAGUCAG
Molecule: messenger RNA, 760 nt
Organism: Hyaloscypha bicolor E
Lineage: Eukaryota; Fungi; Ascomycota; Leotiomycetes; Helotiales; Hyaloscyphaceae
Exons: 1
Coding region: 130-585 (151 amino acids)
Source: RefSeq, a predicted model, not a curated record